AUGGAGCCCCCAACCACCACACAAGAGCGCCAGCUCUGCGAAUUCCUUCGCGAUCUGCCGGCCCGCCACAACUACCGCUAUGAAGGGUCCGCCCCCAGUGACCUCCUCGAGAGCCUCUUCUGGUCCCUGGCCGGCGGCGAGCGCUACAUGGGCCUCCUCUUCCCCCAGGGCCGCCCCUCCCACGACAUGAAGCUCCGCGAUGCCCAGGGCGCCGUCGAGGGCGCCGAGUACACAGAAGCCGCCCGCGGCAAGCGGUGCGGCCACAUCUUCAAGCCCGGCGAGGCCUCGUACUCGUGCCGCACCUGCAGCACCGACGAGACGUGCGUGCUCUGCAGCCGCUGCUUCGACUCGACCGACCACCAGGGCCACAUGGUCCGCAUAUCCAUCUCCGUCGGCAACAGCGGCUGCUGCGACUGCGGAGACGACGAGGCCUGGCGCCGGCCCCUCUUCUGCACCAUCCACUCCGAGAAGGCCACCGAGAGCCGCGAGGACAAGGGCAAGCAGCCCGUGGGGCUGCCGGAGGACCUGGUGCAGAGCAUGCAGAUGACCAUUGGCCGCGUCUUUGACUACAUCUGCGACGUCAUCUCCUGUUCGCCCGAGCAGCUGCGCCAGGCCAAGUCGGCCGAGACCAUACGGCAGGACGAGCUCCUGUCGAGGCUGUCUCCCGAGGCAUACGGCGAGGGGCCCGUCGGCAACACCGAGUUUGCCCUGGUCCUGUGGAACGACGAGAAGCACACGGUCGAGGACGUGCAGAAGCAGGUCGCCAGAGCGUGCCGGACGACCGAGGCCGUGGGCCUGACACGCGCCACCGAGACGGACUUUUUGGGACGGAGCAUCCUCAACCACCUCGACGACCUCGACCGGCUGCUCGAGAUGGCGAAGAAGCUGGAGGAGAUCAAGGUCACGGUGACGAUUCGCUCUUCGAGGGACACCUUCCGCGAGCAAAUGUGCGGCACCCUCAUCGACUGGUUGAGCGACAUUUCUGGAUGCAGCGUCGGAAACGACCACCACAUUCUCCGCCAGCUCGUUUGCCAGGAGAUGAUGAAGCCGUGGCGCAAGGGCAGCCCUGGGACGCAUGCUGUCGUGGGAAAGAGCGGCAUUUACGACGAGGAGAAGCUGUUCAGGCAGGCUGAGAUGCAGAGCGCCAUGGCCCACCACUUUGUCCUGCAGAUGCUGCAGAUGCGAGGCAUUCCCGGCCAGCAGGACGAUGAUGACGACGGUGAGCUUACCGACGAAGACGACACAGACAUGGGCCGCGAAGAAGGCGGGCCGCCGUCCAGCGAUGGAGGCGACGGGGGCGAUGACGACGUCAUGAUGGUUGAUGUGAGGCCGGAUCCUGGAGAAAUGGGCAUCGACUGGCGAGGGUCAGACCAGGCUUUGGAAGAAGACGAGGCCACCAUGGCUGGGUAUCCUCCACCGCCGCCGCCCCCAGCUCAAGCCGCGCGCCGCGCGAACAGAGAGCGCGACAACACCCCCUCAGAUUCCGACACGGCGGACCCCCUCAUUGCCCCGGCUGUCUACGCCAAGGCGAACCUCGAGAUCCCCAAGACGCCCGGCAACACGGAAAAAACGCAAUCGCCCAAGCCAGGCAGGUAUUGGCUCGAGACGCCCCCGGGAUACAUGGACCGCGGCGAGAUGCCUCCUGCCGAAGACGUCUUCCAGAGGGUCCGUUUGGACUGGCUCAUCUUGUUUGAUCUGCGAAUGUGGAAGAAGGUGAGGAACGACUUGAGGUCGCUCUACAUCUCGACAGUUGUCUCGAUACCCGAGUUUAAGCGCAUCCUCGGUCUUCGAUUUGCCGGGCUUUACACAACGCUGGCUCAGCUCUAUCUCAUUGGAGACCGAGAGCCAGACCACUCCAUCAUCAACCUAUCCUUGCAGAUGCUCACUACGCCGAGUAUCACUGCGGAAAUUGUUGAACGGGGCAACUUCAUGACCAGCCUUCUCGCCAUUCUCUACACAUUCCUCACGACCAGGCAGGUCGGCUACCCCUGGGACGUUUCCUCCAACGCGGUCCUGGCAUUUGAUUCUGGGUCAGUUACCAACAGGCGCAUGUAUCAUUUCUAUCUCGACCUAAAGUACCUCUUUGGGUCACCCCAUGUGCAGGAGAAGUUGCGUUGCGAGGAACGCUACCUCCUUCAGUUCCUGGACCUGGUCAAGCUCCACCAGGGUAUCGGCCCCAACGUUCGAGCGGUGGGUGAGCAUGUCGAAUACGAGACGGACAGCUGGAUAACAGCUUCCUUGGUCACACGCGAGAUCAACAGGCUGGCUAAACAGCUCGCUGAUUCGUUCCGCAACGUUCCCGAGAACGAGGUUCAAUACGUUGCCCGGGCCAUCAGACUGACCGCCAAGACGGUUAUCCUCAACUCGCUUGGCGCCGAGCGUCACCGCUUCAAGCAGGCCGAGAUCAAGGACGAAGUCAAGUUCAAGACGCUGGGCGACUUUGAGUUUGUCCACGAGUCAGCCAGGUACGAUGUCGUCAAAUUUACCGUCGAGGAAGACCCCAUCAGUCUGCAUCAUGCCCUGCACUACACUCUGUCGUGGCUGAUUGAGUGCGGCAAGUCGCUGCCCGCAUCUAGCAUGCGGGCGCUGCUGAGUUUCACCCCUCAGGACCUGCUGCUCCAGCCCAAGUCUAUGGGUCGUAAGAGCACUGCAAGGCGUGACAAUACCCCCGAGGACCAUCUUAUGGCUGCGAUCGACUACCCGCUGCGAGUUUGUGCUUGGUUGGCUCAGAUCAAGGCCAACAUGUGGGUUCGCAACGGCAUCAGUCUUCGACACCAAGCGGCGACGUACCGCGGAGUCAACCAGCGCGAUGUGUCACACCACCGUGAUAUCUUCCUGCUACAGACCGCUAUGGUCAUUUGCGAUCCGAAUCGUGUGCUGACCGCCAUUAUCGACCGUUUUGGCAUGGAGAAGUGGGUGAAGGGCCUUUUCGAGCAGAAGCCCAACGCGCAGGAUGACAAUCAGCAUCUGGACGUUGUGGAAGACAUGAUCCAUCUGCUGAUUGUGUUGCUGAGCGAUCGGACAUCGCUGAUUACCGUCGAAGACGAGCCCAACCCAGGCACGUUGGCCAUUCGCCGCGACAUUAUCCACACGCUCUGCUUUAAGCCAUUGUCGUUCAACGAGAUUUCCAACAAGCUGCCGGAGAAGUUCCAGGAGCUUGAGGACUUCCACCGAAUCUUGGAUGAGAUGACAACUUUCAAACCCCCUGAAGGUGUUUCUGAUGUGGGCACGUUCGAGCUCAAAGACGAGUACCUUGAGUAUCUCGACCCGUACAUUGCCCAUUACAACAAGAACCAGAGAGAAGAGUCAGAAACGGCCUACCGCAAAAAGAUGGCCAGGAGGACAGGCAAGACCGUUGAGGAGAUUGUCUACGAGCCGAAGCUACGACCGAUCCCCUCUGGCCUGUUCAAGGACCUCUCGGCCUUCACCGGCGCCGGCAUGUUCGCGCAGACCAUCUACUAUUCGCUCCUGUAUCCCCUGGUCGCCGCCAAGUUCACUCCGACGGUACCAGGAACGCGCAUCGAGACCUUCUUGCAGGUUGUCCUGCACUUGGUUCUCAUCGCUGUAUCAGAGGACCGCACCAACGAGGACGACAUGACUGAAGAGUCGCUGAAGUCCUUCAUCUCCAUCGCCUUGUCACGGCCUGCCAGGAGCAAUUUCCUGCCAGAGGCUCCCAAUGCGAAGACGAUUGUGGCUCUGCUAGACAUGAUGUCGACGAAAGAAGAGUUCAAGGCAUGCCACCCCCGGAUCGGCCUCAUUCUCAAGCGGAUGCGCCAGAAGCGGCCUCGUAGCUUUGAAAAUGCCUACAUGCGCCUGGGUGUUUCUGUCGAUCGCAUCGAGACCGCCUCUCCGGCAAACAACUCGGCGGAGGAAGAGCGUGAACGCAAGAAGAAGGCGGCGCUGAGUCGCCAGGCCAAGGUCAUGGCCCAGUUCCAGCAGCAGCAAAAGAGCUUCAUGGACAACCAGGGCGAUGUAGACUGGGGCUCUGAUCUCGAAGAUGAUGACGCGCUGAAGCCGACCGAGGACCGUAAGAACACAUGGAAAUAUCCAACGGGGACUUGCAUCCUGUGUCAGGAAGACACGGAUGACCGCCGGCUCUACGGCACCUUUGCCCUGUUCAACCAGAGCUCGAUACUGAGACAAACUGAUCUCCAGGACCCCGACUUUGUACGCGAAGCGUUCCAUACUCCCGCCAACCUUGAUCGGUCUGCCGAAGACAUUCGCCCGUUCGGUGUGGCGCACGAGAACCGCCAGGAGGUGACCAAGGUCAAUGCGAACGGAGAGUCCUUCACUGCGGAGCGUCAAACCAUUGGAAAAGGCUUCCCCGCGAAGCUGUCCCGACCCGGCCCUGUCUCCAUCGGAUGCGGCCACAUGAUGCACUUCAGUUGCUUCGAGACGUAUGUCGAGGCCACGAACCGAAGACAUCAUCACCAGAUCGCACGCCAUCACCCGGAAGACCUGCGGCGGCGAGAAUUCGUCUGCCCUCUCUGCAAAGCCUUGGGCAAUGCAUUCCUUCCUGUCAUUUGGAAGGGCCAAGAAGAAUCUUACCCCAGCGUGCUCGACCAGGGCCCGCGAUCGUUUGCCGACUUUCUCGAGACGGAAAUGCGCAGUGCGUACUACGUCCGCGGGGCUACCCGGCCGCCUGACCAGGUCCAGUCCUCGUUCGCGCGGUAUACAAAGGACGCCGUCACGACGGCGCUCGCGGAGAAGGCAAGCCAGCUCUAUGAAGAGGCAUGGAGCACAGAAGACUCGGCCAGCGGCGAGCUGCCUCUUGUCACGCCGCUGAGCUCCAUGUUUUCGGCCAUGAACACGCCCAUGACGUCUCGUCGCUCAACUUCUAACGAUGCGGGCGGCCUCCUAGGCGAGCUCGUGCGGGUCUACCGCCGCCUGCGUGACACCGUGCAGAUGAACGGCUUCCAGACAAGGCAUCCCGUUGACCCAAGGGAGAUGCGGGAAAGGGACGAAAUCAUCUACAGUGACGUGCUGGUGCGGGUCGUAGGCAACUCCAUCGCGGCGACCGAAAUCCAGCAGCGAGGCGUGGAGGCCCAAAGUGGCCUGACGCUUCUGGAGAAGAUUCCGGAGCAGGUCUUGACGCACCUUCGAAUCCUCUCCGAGACGACGACUUCAUACAUUGCAGUCGGCGGCCUCAAGGCGCGCGGCGACAACCGCGUCGAGGAGGAAUUCCGAAGAGACAGCGAGAGGCAGCACUGCCAACUGUUCAUGUCGCAAUAUUUCGGAGAGGAGACGGACAACACUCGUCGUCCCGUCGACAUUUAUCCCCCGCUGAUGAGCCAGGACAGCUUCCUCUUCUUCAACGAGUGUUGUUUCGGUCUCGUUCAGGCGCACGAUUACGACGUCAACCACAUUCUCAAGCUUUGCUACCUCGCCGAGAUUGUCAAGGUCGUCUAUCACAUGAGCAAGAACAUUCCGUCCCACGUCUGGGUCGGCUAUCUGGUCAACUGCCAAGCGCGAGACGCGUCGCUCAAGCACUUUGCUGAGUUCUGUCUGGCCAUUACGAGAAUGGCCAUGGACAUCAACGCCGCGCCUUCUGACGUGGGGUCCGACUUUGACCUCAGCAACACGGCAUUUGGCCAGCCGGAGCUCGACAGCCUAGAGAGCUACUACGCCUUUGUCAAGAAGUACGCCCAGGUCUUCCUGCGCAAGUCGGUCGUGCUGCUGUACGUCAAGUACGGCGUCGACUUCAACAGCCACGUGUCGCCGGCGCCCGAACAGGACGAGCUCGAGCGGCUCUCGGAGGCCCUGCAGCUGCCCGACUUUGACAAGAUGGUCGCCUCGCUGACGGAGCACGGCCCGCACGCCGGCUGGUCGCCCUCGACGUCGGCCCUCGUCAGCGGCUGGGUCCGCCACCAGAUCCUGUGGCCCGGGUCGGUCGAGGAGAAGGAGCUGCCGGCGUCGGCGCAGCUCAGCCACCCGGCCAUCUUUGAGCUCGUCGGCCUGCCCAAGACGUUUGACACGCUCAUCGAGGAGGCGACGAAGCGCAAGUGCCCCUCGACCGGCAUGGACGUGUCGGACCCCAUGAUCUGCCUGCUGUGCGGCGACGUCUUCUGCGGCCAGGCCGUCUGCUGCCUCAAGGAGGAGGCGGUGCCGGGCGACCGGGAGCCGCAGCGCAUCGGCGGGUCGCAGCAGCACAUGCGGAAAUGCCAAAAGAACAUUGGCCUCUUCCUCAACAUCCGCAAGUGCUGCAUCUUCUACCUCUUCCGCAUGUCGGGCUCGUACAGCAGCGCGCCCUACAUUGACAAGUACGGCGAGACGGACCUCGGCCUGCGCCACGGCCGGCAGCUGUUCCUGAGCCAGCGGCGGUACGACUCGAUGCUGCGCAACACGUUCCUCAGCCACGGCGUGCCGAGCUUCAUCAGCCGCAAGCUCGAGGCCGAGAUCAACAAUGGCGGGUGGGAGACGAUUUAG
This is a messenger RNA of Verticillium dahliae VdLs.17, 6426 nucleotides long. RefSeq names its product E3 ubiquitin-protein ligase ubr1. Gene Ontology annotation, molecular function: ubiquitin protein ligase activity; zinc ion binding. The coding region runs from base 1 to 6426 and encodes 2141 amino acids. The record is from RefSeq and is a predicted model, not a curated record. Lineage: Eukaryota; Fungi; Ascomycota; Sordariomycetes; Glomerellales; Plectosphaerellaceae. Gene Ontology annotation, cellular component: cytoplasm; ubiquitin ligase complex. The transcript has 2 exons. Gene Ontology annotation, biological process: protein ubiquitination; ubiquitin-dependent protein catabolic process via the N-end rule pathway.